AUGAUAACGGGGAACCCUCAGAUGACCUGGUGCCUGCCAUUCUGGACACCGCCCAUCAGUACAACAUCCAGGUAUGGCUCCCAUGACGCAUUUUACCGCUAUAAGAACAGCAUGGGUAAGAGCCUCCCGCUCUUUUAUAUCUACGACUCCUACCUGACGUCCCCUGAGGCCUGGGCCCACCUCCUGACGCCAAACGGGCCCCACUCAAUCCGCAACACCCCCUAUGAUGGGGUCUUCAUAGCACUGCUGGUGGAGGAGGGCCACACCCAUGACAUCCUGGCUGCUGGAUUUGACGGCAUGUACACCUACUUCGCCUCCAACGGUUUCUCCUUCGGCUCCUCCCAUCAGAACUGGAAAGCUGUGAAGAACUUUUGCGAUGCCAACAACCUCAUGUUCAUUCCCAGCGUGGGGCCUGGCUACAUUGACACCAGCAUCAGGCCUUGGAACAACCACAAUACGCGGAACAGAGUCAAUGGCAAGUACUAUGAGACGGCCCUGCAGGCAGCCCUGACUGUGAGGCCUGAGAUCGUCUCUAUCACCUCUUUCAACGAGUGGCAUGAGGGCACCCAGAUUGAGAAGGCCAUUCCCAAGAAGACGCCGACUCGGCUGUAUUUGGACUACCUGCCUCAUCAGCCCAGCCUGUACCUGGAGCUGACGCGCCGCUGGGCGGAGCACUUCAUCAAAGAGAAGGAGCAGUGGCUGAUGUGAGGCGCCUUGAAGCCAGGGCGGGAGGAGCUGAAUCCCAGCCUCUCUGGAAGAUGGCACCACAUGGGGCUCGACUGAGGUUAUAGGCACUUGCUCCCGAGUCAGCAGCUAGGUGCUUCUGGGCCCAUCAAGUCAGGGCCCAUGGGGAACAGAGCUAGGUGGGUGUCCUGCAGGGAUGGGAAAAGUAGAGGGUGUUCCGGAGUGGGAACCCCAGGGGCUGGCAGGGGACUGCACUAGCCCCAGGGAGCUCCACGUCGUCAGUCGGAAACUUUAAACAAUUCCUUCUAGCUUGGAACUCAGCUGGCUGGUGUUGUGGAGUCACCAAGUCACUGCUCGUAGAAGGGUGUCAGGGCUCUGGGCCAGCAAGCACCUGCUUCUGUCAGCCUGCAUCCUCCCCAGGCCUCCCUCCCUCAUCGGCUGUCUUCCCCAAGUUAAGAAACCAUACUGAAGACUUUAUAAAAGGAAAAAUUCUCGGUUUAAGCUCUUCCCAGUAGAUUCCCAGACCUGAUUAUCAGGAUAUAAUCCUGAGCAUUCACACAUUUAUUCAACACACCCUUGGCAAGCACCUUACCACGUGCCAGCUGCUGGGGCAAAACCUGACCAGGAAUGGUUCCUGUCUUCCUAAACUUGCAGGAGCCAGCUUUCCUUAUUCCUUAUUUGGUGUGGCCUUGUAGCUAGUGCCUCAGCACAGCUAUGAGUAUUUCCUUUUUUCAGCUUUGCCCAUUGCUGGGAGUUCACUUCAUUUUCCUCGAAGAAAACACCUCUGUGCUCCAGAGCUUUCACUUUCCUAGAUGAGUAUUUAGCUCCAGGAGAGGACUAGGACACCCCCCCUCCCCAUUAGCUGCCUGAAUUGAAUGAGGCCCACUCACUAGAGCCGUUUUCAGUGCUACUGUGAUUUGUAUUAAAUAUGACGUGUUGUUCCUAUUCUCCAGCCAGCUUUCCUUUUGCUCCCUUCAGGUUAACACACUCUGACCCCUCAGUCAGAUUCUGUGAUGAACUGACAAGUGGGAUGGGCUGGCUACCACAUUAACACAAUGGAAAAGCCGAGUUUGCUUAAGAAAUUAGUAGUUUCAACAGGACUUCUAGAGGGAAUAUUUAGCAAACCAAGGCUUAUUUACAAACUAAUAUGCUAAUUGCAGGGAUCCUCAAAGCAGGCCCUGGGAUACCCUCUUGGCAAGAUUCUUAAGAUCUACUUGAAAACAUGCAUUCGAAACCACUCAAUUGAGUUUAUGGACUUAAGACUGAAUCCUAAUUCUGAGAACUGGGAUAUGAGGGGGGAGGGGAGGAAGCGGGCCCUACUGGUCACCACAAGGACUCCCCAGUACCUGUUUAGUAACAGGUACUAAACCCCACCAAUGGAUGGGCAUUGGGGCAGGCCUGGUCACUUUGCUGUGAUUCAGUUGGGGAAAGAAACCAAGGCAGGCAGGGACAGGUGAAAAGGGCUGGAUGGUGACCUGGAGUAAUUUACAAGGGAGUGACAAUGAGGCUUCAUCUCACACAUACACAUUUUUAAAAACACUAAAAAUACAGUCAGACCGGGGGGAAGGGGCAGUAAUUCUCACACACUGCUGAUGGUAAUGCAACUUGAUUCAGUUCUUUUGAAGGCUAACCUGUAUCAAGAGCCAUAAAAAUGUCCAUAUACUUGGACCCAGUAAUCCUACACCAAGGAAAUAAUUCAAAAGAAGAAAAAUAAAACAUUUACAAAGGUGUUUAAUAGCAAUCUUUUCUGUUAAAGAAAAAACAAAGUUCAAAUGCCCAACAAUAAUUAUGUUUAAUACUUUAUAUAUAAAGGCUGCAGAGUAGACACUGGAUUUAAAUAAAGGUAUUACAGGUAUAAGAAAUUAUUAUUUGUAUUAUGAAUAAAUAAGAAAAAAGUGGCUAAAAAGAACAGCAGAGGUUUUCCAACAUUCUUCAAUAAUUUGGACACCCCUUCCCAACCGAGCUUACUUCCCAUCAUUAGA
Messenger RNA from Capra hircus (goat), 2666 nucleotides. RefSeq names its product mannosidase endo-alpha like (gene MANEAL). NCBI's taxonomy places the organism in Eukaryota, Metazoa, Chordata, Mammalia, Artiodactyla, Bovidae. The record is from RefSeq and is a predicted model, not a curated record. Gene Ontology annotation, cellular component: Golgi apparatus. The coding region runs from base 1 to 708 and encodes 235 amino acids. Gene Ontology annotation, molecular function: alpha-mannosidase activity. The transcript has 2 exons.